This is a messenger RNA of Daucus carota subsp. sativus, 2805 nucleotides long. RefSeq lists its product as uncharacterized. The record is from RefSeq and is a predicted model, not a curated record. Gene Ontology annotation, molecular function: nucleic acid binding; RNA-DNA hybrid ribonuclease activity. NCBI's taxonomy places the organism in Eukaryota, Viridiplantae, Streptophyta, Magnoliopsida, Apiales, Apiaceae. The transcript is spliced from 2 exons. Gene Ontology annotation, biological process: DNA integration. The coding region runs from base 1 to 2805 and encodes 934 amino acids.
AUGGUCAAGAAAGCUAAUGGAAAGUGGAGGAUGUGUGUGGACUUCACCGACCUAAACGACGCUUUCCCAAAGGAUUGUUUCCCUCUUCCGAGGAUAGAUACACUAAUAGACGCCACUGCUGGUCAUGAGAUGCUAAGCUUUAUGGACGGCUUCAGUGGAUAUAAUCAGAUCCGGAUGGACAAGGACGACGUACCCAAGGUAUCAUUCAUUACUGACUUUGGUGUAUUCUGUUAUUUGGUUAUGGCGUUUGGACUUAAGAAUGCAGGGGCCACAUACCAACGUCUGGCAAACAAGAUGUUUAAACAUCUAAUAGGUAAGACUAUGGAAGUGUAUGUUGAUGAUAUGUUGGUGAAAAGCUUGAAUAAAGCGGAUCACCUUGAACACUUGAAAGAGGCUUUUGAAGUCCUAAGGACGCACAAGAUGAUGUUAAGCCCGACCAAGUGUGCCUUUGGGGUUGGUUCCGAGAAGUUCCUGGGUCUAAUGGUCUCCGAGCGCGGUAUUGAGGCCAACCCUGACAAAAUAAAAGCUAUCCUCGACAUGAAACCACCCAAGAAUGUAAGGGAUGUACACAAGUUAACAGGAAGGAUUGCAGCCUUGGGAAGAUUUGUAUCCAAGUCGGGGGACAAGUGCUUACCUUUCUUCAAAGCAUUAAAGAAGGUUAAGAACUUCGAAUGGACAGACGAGAGCCAAGUAGCCUUUGAAGAACUGAAAAAGUACAUGGCGGAGCCACCUCUCAUAUCGAAGCCUAUCGAUGGUGAGAUCUUGUAUGUAUACUUGGUUGUUUCGCAACAAGCACUGAGCGCUGUGUUAGUUCGAGAGGAGUUGAAAGUUCAGAAACCGGUGUACUAUGUGAGCAAGGUUCUGCAUGGAGCGGAGCUCAAUUACUCGGUGAUCGAAAAGUUUGCUUUGGCCAUGAUUACGGCCUCAAGAAUGUUGAGACCAUAUUUUCAGUCUCAUAAAAUAGAAGUCUUGACAGACCAACCUCUUCCUAACGUUAUACAUAGCCCGAAGGCUAGUGGAAGAUUAAUCAAAUGGGCAAUUGAGCUCGGGGAGUUUGAUAUCCGAUACAAGCCACGAACAGCGAUUAAGGCUCAAGCUUUAGCUGACUUCCUCGUUGAAUGUACCAUUAGCAAUGGGGAAGUCGGGGGACAGGAGGACAAGGUUGAAGACAAGGUUGAAGAACCCAAGGAACCUAAAGAAUAUUGGUUACUAUUUUUUGACGGGGCUUCAAAAACAAAAGGUAGUGGUGCAGGACUUGUGCUCCAAAGCCCUGAUGGCUUUAUUGUGGAAUAUGCUAUUAAGUUAGACUUCCGAACUACUAACAACGAAGCUGAAUAUGAGGCGUUGAUAGCAGGGCUUGGUCUAGCCAGAACCCUGAGGGUAAGGAACUUAAAAGUUUGUGGUGACUCGAAGCUCGUAGUCUUCCAAGUAACUGGUGAAUUUGAAGCUCGGGAAGACACAAUGCUUAGAUAUCUAAGGAUUGUAAAGACCCAAAUGGCACUAUUUGAAGAAUGUAUAGUAGAGUAUGUGCCAAGGGAAGAGAACACUAAGGCUGAUGCCUUGUCACAAUUUGCAUCUUCUGAUGAUGAGAUAUGCUCAGGAAGCGUUUAUUAUCAGGUUAUGAGAACCCCAAGCAUCGAAGCAAAGUUAGUUGCUCCAAUUGACACAGGAGCCACCUGGAUGGAUGAGAUCAAGUUGUAUCUAGAAAAUGGUCAUCUGCCACCCAAUGCCGAUGAAGCGCGAAAGUUACAGGUAAGGGCCCUCAAGUAUGUACUCAUUGAGGGAAUCCUAUACAGGAAGUCGUUUGUUAUCCCUUACUUAAGAUGUUUAAGGACGGAUGAAGCUCGGGAAGCCCUUAGAGAAGUUCAUGAAGGUGUAUGUGGCCAACACCUUGGAGGAAGGGCGCUAGCUCAUAAAGUCACCCGUCUUGGAUUUUAUUGGCCGGAUAUGCUUAAGCAUGCCCAAGAUUAUGUAAAGAAGUGUGAUCGCUGCCAAAGGUUCGCACCAAUAGUGCGACAACCCCUUGAGAUGUUGACAUCCAUUAAUACCCCUAUCCCUUUUGCCAUGUGGGGAAUGGAUAUUCUUGGACCAUUCCCACUUGCUAGUGCACAAAGGAAGUUCUUAUACAGAAUACCACGAAUCGUGGUGACAGACAAUGGGACCCAGUUCAACAAUGCUGAGUUUAAGAGUUAUUGUGAAGAUUACUCGAUUGAGUUACGAUUUACCUCGAUUGCCCAUCCUCAAGCUAAUGGACAGGCCGAGGUAGCUAACAGAAUAAUGCUUGAUGGACUGAAAAAGAGAGUUGAGAAAGCCCAGGGGUUAUGGGCCGAUGAAUUGCUAUCUAUACUUUGGGCGUAUCGAACAACUUGUAAAGUCUCUACUAGAGCAACCCCUUUCCAGUUAGCUUAUGGAGCUGAGGCAGUUGUGCCCCUUGAAAUCACCCACACUUCCUCGAUGGUCCAGCAUUAUGAGCCAGAAACCAAUGAAGAAGGCAUGAGACUUGCACUCGAUAUGAUUGAUGAAAUUCGUGAUGAAGCUCAUGCUAAGAUUGUGGAAAACCAGAAGCGAGCUUCCUACUACUACAACCUACGGGUUAAAGAACGAUACUUUCGAGAAAGAGAUCUAGUACUUAGAAAGGUUGAAGCUUCUGGAGUAGGCCCCAAGGGCAAGAUGGCUCCAAACUGGGAAGGCCUUUAUCAAGUCAAAGUUGUUACAGGCCAUGGCUCGUAUAAGCUUCAGAUCCUUGAAGGAAUCGAAGUCCCUAGGAGUUGGCAUGCGACCAACUUAAAAAUAUAUUAUAUUUGA